AUACCCAUCUCUCCGUGUUCGAAAUUGGAAUGCUAGUUUGAAUAAUAAACACGGAAUAAAACGAUGGCGACACCUACGCAACUACGGUACCGUAUCGUCGAGCAGCGACUCGUCGCGCCUCUCCGCUCCAGCUGCCUGCAUAUGUAACCAAUCACUCAGCAGCUUGCCUGUUUCGUACUAUGGUUUCGCGUUCUUUACCAACAACUCGCGUCCCUACGUGUUGUACGGGUUAUUUUCUGUUUAUGGAUUUUCGCCCUCGGCGACAGGGGUUUUGCUGAGAUUCUUUCUGUAUCUCUCAAAUAAACCAUGUCAAAAAAUAAACUCCACCAUCGCGUGGACAACGGCAUCGUCGAGGUGAAGAGUAAGUUUGAUGCUGAAUUCAGAAGAUUCUCGCUGAACAGAAAUGAAACAAUUCGAUAUGAGGACUUUAAAAAUCUUCUGGCGAAGUUGCACCAAUUGGAUGCAGAUUUUAGUUUUUUAAUCUCAUACACGGAUCCGAGAGAUGGAGAUCUACUCCCUAUAAACAACGAUGAUAAUUUGGGUAGAGCACUGCUUACUGCUAAGCCAGUCCUCAGAAUCAUCAUUCAACGCAAAGGGGAUAGUCUGGAGGAAAUGAAUGGAUAUGGAACCAUGAAACCGCGGAAUUUAAUAUCAAGUAUCUUAGGUGGAACACCUGGGAAACCAAAAUCGUUGGCAAUAUCGAAUCCCCAUGAUUUCAGACAGGUUUCGGCUAUCAUCGAUGUGGAUAUUUUACCAGAGACGUGCCGACGUGUUCGGCUUUUGAAGCACGGUUCAGAUAAGCCUCUUGGUUUUUACAUCAGAGAUGGGAGUAGUGUGAGAGUAUUACCCCCUUCAGCUGGUGGAGGAAUUGAGAAAGUACCAGGAAUAUUUAUCAGCAGAUUGGUUCCUGGCGGUCUUGCUGAAAGUACAGGCCUUCUUGCAGUGAAUGACGAAGUGCUGGAAGUGAACGGAAUAGAAGUAGCUGGAAAAACUCUAGAUCAGGUAACGGAUAUGAUGGUGGCAAAUUCAUCAAAUCUGAUAAUAACGGUGAAGCCAGCCAAUCAGCGAGGUGCCUUAGCAGCCCCAAGACGUGGCUCAUUCUCUCGUAACAGUCAACUUUCGUCGGGCAGCCAGCAAUCAAUGCAGAGCGCAGCAACUGGCAGCGAUGAAGAUGCUGAUGAAAUUGUAGACUUAACUGGAGUAACACUACAUGAUGAUGCAUCAACUUCGCAUCAUCAACACCCACAUCACCACCACCACCACCAUCACAAUCAUUUCAAUCAUGAUCAAGGUGUCUUACAUCUUUAGGUUGAGAAGUGAACGGAACAUAUAGCAUCAAUAAGCAAAUUAGAUAAAUUAAAGAAUCGGUAAAAUGGAGGAACAAAAAAGAAAAUCAGUGAUGGUAGAUUAUAGGUAGAAAUUUGCCAUAAAACUGUUUGCUACAUUUUUAUUCGAACAAUUAGAGAAGGCAUCUAGAUUCUUUUCUCCUUUAUUGAAUGUAUAUAGUACAGACGGAUUCUACUCCAUAAAUCUAUUGGCAAAUUCGAUACGAACAAGGACAGAAUGGUUACAUUUUUUUUUUCCUAGCAGGGGGGAAGGGGCAGCAAUGUAUUCAACAUUCCACGCACUGAAUUCACAGGUACCUGUGAUUGUUGGACUCGAAAUAAUAAGUUAGGAUACUUGCGCACGUUGAUAAAUACGACCGUGAAAUAUAUACCUCGAAAAGUCGUAUCUUUUAUAAAGUAAAAACUUGUUAAACCGGUUUUCUUUCGCAAGUUCCACAAUCAGUGCAAAUUGCCGACUUACAUCAUGAAUUUAGAUUUAUAGUAAAGAGUAAUUUGGUAAAUGGAUUCACGUUUGGCACAAAAUUCUUUCACUGUCAAUAUUUAUUAACGUUCGUAGCAGGCGAUUAGGCGGCCUCUUUCAAAAGCUAUUGUACAUAUGACGAAGGUGCGAAUAUGUGUUUUGAUUUUUAGAGAAAUAAUAUUAGCAUUUUGUAAGAUAAGAAUCAUUGAAUAAUUUCAAAUUAUUCUUAUUCAUCAUAGUAAAUAUGUGAAUAGAGUAUUAGAUUGAGGUGGAAAUUGAAUACAAGCACAUAUCUGGUAUUCCGGAUCUAGUACUUACAGAAAUUUGCCUGUUGGAACACAUUAUGAAACAAAGUCCGUGGCUUUAUACGGCUAAGUUCAGUAUUUCAUGGGACACCUAAUUCCCUAAUUUGACGUAACAAAAGAUAACAAAAAUAUGUAAAUUAGAAGAACUUGUGCGGCACCACCUCUUAUAUUCGGAUUAUGAUUUUUUUUACACAGAAUUCUGAUUCGAUGGGCAGCUCAAAAAGUGAAUAAUUUUAUUUUUGAAAAUACCAGCGACCAUGAAAUACUAUAGAAUAGUAUUUUUAUAUAGAUAAUUAUUGAUAGAUAUUAAAACAAUUUCCCUAUUUAUAUGG
This is a messenger RNA of Diprion similis, 2443 nucleotides long. It is a transcript of the gene par-6, whose product is annotated as partitioning defective protein 6. The record is from RefSeq and is a predicted model, not a curated record. The transcript has 5 exons. Gene Ontology annotation, biological process: centrosome cycle. The coding region runs from base 307 to 1308 and encodes 333 amino acids. NCBI's taxonomy places the organism in Eukaryota, Metazoa, Arthropoda, Insecta, Hymenoptera, Diprionidae. Gene Ontology annotation, molecular function: calcium ion binding; protein binding.